Messenger RNA from Chaetomium globosum CBS 148.51, 1095 nucleotides. RefSeq lists its product as uncharacterized. The coding region runs from base 1 to 1095 and encodes 364 amino acids. Lineage: Eukaryota; Fungi; Ascomycota; Sordariomycetes; Sordariales; Chaetomiaceae. The transcript is spliced from 2 exons. Gene Ontology annotation, molecular function: zinc ion binding; glutaminyl-peptide cyclotransferase activity. The record is from RefSeq and is a predicted model, not a curated record.
AUGCGCCCCACGCACCUCCUCCCCACCCUCCUCGGCCUCACCCAAGCCUACACCCCCCUCUCCACUUCCCUCCUGCAAUCCCUCCCCUCCCCCUCCGACACCGACUACGACCCCACCACAGGCGACCUCCUCUCCCCCUUACUCAUCCCGCGCGUGCCCGGCACGCCCGGCCAGCAAGCCGCCCAGCACCACUUCGCGCGCUUCUUCCGCACCCACCUCCCGCAGUGGGACCUCACCUGGCAGAACUCCUCCGCCACCACCCCGGCCACGGGCGACCGCCGCCUGCCGUUCGCGAACAUGAUCCUGCGGCGCGAUCCGCCGUGGACGAAGGGCCGGCCCGGUGUGGUCGGGUAUUUGACGCUGGUGGCGCAUUAUGAUAGCAAGAUUGAGCCCGAGGGGUUUGUGGGUGCCACGGAUAGCGCGGCGCCGUGCGCGGUGCUGAUGGAUGUGGCCAGGCGGGUGGAGGGGUUUUUGGCGAGGAUGUGGGCGAGGGUGGAGGGGGAGGAGAUGAAGGGGUUGGGCGGGCAGGGCGUGCAGAUUUUGUUGUUGGAUGGGGAGGAGGCGUUUGUGAGGUGGACUGACACGGAUAGUUUGUAUGGGUCGAGGGCGCUCGCGGAAGAGUGGGAGAACACCACGCACCCCGCUCGAUCGACCUUCAAGAACCCGUUGCAGCAGAUCAGCCUGUUCGUGCUGCUCGACCUGUUGGGCGCCGCCGACCCGGAGGUGCCGUCGUACUUCCAGGGCACGCAUUGGGCAUACAAGCGGAUGGCGGCCCUCGAGGGGCGGUUGCGGCAGAUGGGCUUGCUGGAGAGCAAACCGAGUGGGGGCCAGUUCCUGCACGAGAGCGGGAAGAUGGCGACGCAGUUUAGCGGGGGUGCCUUUGUGGGCGACGACCAUGUACCGUUCAUGAUGAGGGGCGCGCCCGUGCUGCAUCUCAUUCCGUCGCCGUUCCCGAAGGUGUGGCAUACGAUGGAUGACGACGCGGCGCAUUUGGAUGUCCCGACUAUCAAGGACUGGGCGAGGAUUGUCACCGCGUUUACGCUGGAGUGGAUGGAUGUGCAGAACACAGAGCCCAAGGGGGAGGGACAGUCAUGA